AUGAAUGAAGACAUCGAUAACAAACAACUUUCACUAUGUGACCAACUCUGGAAUCGCGAAAAAAGUAAUGAUUUAGUGAAGAAAUGGAGAAGUAUCAAAGAUAAUUUAUUCAGAUACUUAAAAAAAAUAAAAGAAGCAUCAAAAUCGGGCUCGGGCGCUACGAAUCUGAAAAAGUAUCAUUUAUAUAACCAACUUCUUUUUUUGAGAAGAGUGGAACAAAAUGCCACCGAAUCUAGCUUAAACUCACCUAGAGAAAGCAACACUGAAUCUACGUCUACAAAUGAUGAAAUUACUAUAGACGAGUCUCCGCGCUAUGUUCCAGUCGCGCGCAAAAGGGCAAUGCAAAUAGAUGAGUUUGAAAGAGAAGGAUUAAAACUUCUCAAGGAGCCGGAAAAUCGCCAUAUGUCCUUUUUCAGAGCUAUAUUGCCAUCAAUACAAGAUUUUUCCGACCGAGAAACUCUCAGUUUCCAAAGUAAAGUAAUACAAAUUAUAAACGAAAUGCGGUAUGGACAAACAUCAUCAUAUGUGUGUGGCCUAUCAACGUCUCAACAACCAUUAUCAUAUGGGUAUCAAACAACAAAUUUUCAAAGUACAUACAAUUCUGAUUAUAAUAAUUCAAUUAAAUCUCCAGAUCAAGCAUCUCUAGCAAGUGAAGAAAACGAAUACGAUUUUUCAAAUAUGUAA
This is a messenger RNA of Parnassius apollo (apollo), 684 nucleotides long. The record is from the annotation of a GenBank genome assembly. NCBI's taxonomy places the organism in Eukaryota, Metazoa, Arthropoda, Insecta, Lepidoptera, Papilionidae.